Heteronotia binoei (common prickly gecko) is the source of this 2461-nucleotide messenger RNA. RefSeq names its product GA binding protein transcription factor subunit beta 1 (gene GABPB1). Gene Ontology annotation, cellular component: nucleus. Lineage: Eukaryota; Metazoa; Chordata; Lepidosauria; Squamata; Gekkonidae. The coding region runs from base 287 to 1435 and encodes 382 amino acids. The record is from RefSeq and is a predicted model, not a curated record. The transcript is spliced from 9 exons. Gene Ontology annotation, molecular function: transcription cis-regulatory region binding; protein binding. Gene Ontology annotation, biological process: positive regulation of transcription by RNA polymerase II.
CAAGCCCGUAGCUCGAUGGCGGGAGGCGAGAGGAGCCGCCGUUAAGACAGCGAACCGCAGCGUUGCUUCCCUCGGGCCGCCCCUCCCCCCGGCCUCUCCUUCCUUCCUUCCUUCCUCCCUCACAGGCCGCUUCACCAACGCGAGCGGCCGCCGUGUCCUUCCGCCGGGCGCGCGCGGGGGGACUUUUUUUGUGGGGCUUUUGGGCGCCUAUGAGAAGCGGCGGAGGCCUUGGGCGCCCCUGCUUGGCGUUCUCGCGGGCGGCGGCGGGCAGGAGCGGGCCAGCACGAUGUCCCUAGUAGAUUUGGGAAAGAAGCUUUUAGAAGCUGCACGAGCCGGACAAGAUGAUGAAGUUCGGAUUUUGAUGGCAAAUGGAGCACCUUUUACCACAGACUGGUUGGGAACAUCUCCACUUCAUCUAGCAGCACAGUACGGGCACUACUCAACCACUGAAGUGUUACUUCGAGCAGGUGUAAGUCGGGAUGCCAGGACCAAAGUGGACAGAACUCCACUGCAUAUGGCUGCUUCGGAAGGGCAUGCCAGCAUAGUGGAAGUUUUACUUAAGCAUGGUGCUGAUGUUAAUGCAAAGGACAUGCUGAAGAUGACAGCACUUCAUUGGGCUACAGAACACAAUCAUCAAGAAGUAGUGGAACUCUUAAUAAAAUACGGAGCAGACGUCCACACGCAAAGUAAAUUUUGCAAAACAGCACUGGAUAUCGCUAUAGACAAUGGAUAUGAUGACCUGGCGGAAAUAUUACAGAUUGCAAUGCAGAACCAAAUCAACACCAAUCCAGAAAGUCCUGACACUGUGACGAUACACACAGCGACACCGCAGUUCAUCAUUGGACCUGGCGGGGUGGUAAACCUAACAGAUGACACAGGGGUAUCUGCUGUCCAGUUUGGUAAUUCCUCAACUUCAGUAUUGGCGACUUUGGCUGCCUUAGCAGAAGCUUCAGCUCCACUAACCAACUCAUCAGAAACACCAGUUGUGGCUACAGAGGAAGUCGUGACUGCAGAAUCAGUGGAUGGUGCAAUUCAGCAAGUUGUCAGUUCUGGUGGUCAGCAGGUUAUUACCAUAGUAACGGACGGCAUUCAGCUUGGAAACCUCCAUUCCAUUCCAACCAGUGGAAUGGGUCAGCCUAUUAUUGUGACUAUGCCAGAUGGCCAACAAGUACUUACAGUACCAGCAACAGACAUUGCUGAAGAAACGGUAAUCAGCGAAGAGCCACCAAUCAAGAGGCAGUGCAUUGAGAUAGUUGAAAAUCGGGUGGAGUCUGCAGAAAUAGAAGAAAGAGAAACUUUACAGAAACAGCUGGAUGAGGCCAACCGAGAGGCACAGAAGUAUCGUCAGCAGCUACUAAAGAAAGAGCAGGAGGCAGAGGCCUAUCGGCAGAAAUUGGAGGCCAUGACCCGCCUUCAGACUAAAGAAGCUGUUUGAAUGGCUUGAAGGGAGCAUUUUGUAAAGCCAGUUAAGAAAACCCACAGUACACUCUGGACCUGUCUGCCAUAAUAGGUACAGACCCAGGAAUUAUGCACGAGAGAAGAUACUACGGGUUUGAAACUGGACUUAAAAAGCCAUGAGCUCUGAUGAAAUGUUCUUGUAUCAUAACAAAAAACAAACUCACUCAAAUUUAGACAUUUUGUGCAAAAAAAUAUUUAAAAAUACUGUAAAUAGUUUUUUUUUACAGUUUCCAAAAUUAGUUGCUUAAUCUUUUUGGAGGGAUCCACAAACAUGCAAAGCCAAUGUUUUUGUGACUUUUUUGAUUUUAGUACAAAAUUGCUGAAAUACAGAGCAGUUUUAAGGGUGAUAACUGUUGAUUUAAACUGACAGUGUGAAAAUGAAUUAUGUAAAAGAACCAAUCCGGAAAGCUAGCAACUUUAAGCGUCUGAGAAAAUGCAUUUUCUGAUGGAAACCUUUUGUACAGCUUUAAGUAGUUGUCUCAGCCUCUGAAAACCAUGUUUUUUGUGUAUUUUUUUUUUUUUUUAGAAAAACUGUAAUUUUUUAUAUUUAAUUUCUGGUAUAUUCAAGUAGAUUGACAUGUAUAUGAAGCUGAUAUUUUUUAAAUGUUUCAGUUUGUACAUAAUGCUGCAUGUUUUUAUAAUUUCUAUACACAUCUUACAUAAGUAUUUUUCAGGAAAGAGUGGGGAAAAUUAUGACAAAAAUAUUUAGCCUAUAGGUCAUGGAGGAGGAGAAGCCAGUGGACAGGGUUUUUUUGUUUUAAUUGGGAGUGACAUUUCUUGGAAGAAUGUAUGUUGGCAAGGGGGGGGAAGUAAACCAAAAUCAGUAUUCCUGUAAUAUUAAUCAUUUGAAAGUUUGGCAGCUGGGAGCAUAAAAACCUAUUUCAAGUGUGUCUUCAUUGAACUGUGGCCACGUUCCUGCAAGUAGAGAUCAAAAUAAGGAGCUGUUCUCAGUCAGCUUCUAGCUUAACUUCCCCUCCUCUGCCAUGCCACCUUUAUGGCUGAU